AAGAGUGAUUGGAGAGCCGAGAAGAGACGUGCUCAGCGUUGGUGAUUGUUCAGCUUUUUGCGCAUUUUCCCUAUCGUAGAGUGCUUUUGGUGUUUGUGUGAUUUUCAGUGCCUACUUGAUUGUCCAAAAUCUACCCACUUCGGGGAAUUUCAGUGCAUGCAAAGUUGCUGAUUCGAUUUGUUCAAGCGGCCAGAGAACCAUCAGAAGAAAACAGCUGUAAAAGUGAUCAUUAACAUAGUUUUCCAUUUCAGCUGGCUUUUGUUUAAGUGAGGAGUGAUAGAGACAGUGCGCGAAGAGCGGCGAAACACAGCAUUUACAAUCAAAUUAAGAUUUUGUUUUUCGGUGGCCCGUGAAGAGGAAAACAAUUAAGUUGCGCUACUGCGGUCAGUUGAUUCGAGCCCAGAAAAAAAACUUGUACUUUGAAGUGAGAAAGCAGGUCGCAGGUUGCAGACACCGACGUUUCCAAUCCAACUACACGGGCUGAGCGAGCUUCAUCACGAUAAGAAGCACCGCGCCAUCUCUAUGACAGCACGAUAGCAGCACCGUUUUCACCCACCUCCCCCCCUCCCCCCGGCAUCUCCUCUACGCUGCACCAAUGGACAAGCUAGAGCUCGAGAUACGGAAGGAGAUCGACGAGCUGAACACCAGCGUGUCGCUUAUCGAUCGCCUCGACUCGAGCGACACGAUGGACGACGAGAAACAGGAACAGCUGCUCUCGUCAACGCGGGCCGUGUUCGACAACGUCAACUCGAGCCACGCCAAGAACAGCCUGACGGAUUCGCAGAUUUCGAUCAUUUCGAAGCAUGACGGCUAUCCGGACUCGGGACACUUUUACGCAACGCCACUGACACCGACGUCCGACGACAGCAGUGGGGACUGCUGCGACAAACGCGGGACCACAACGUCGAUGUCCGACGGGGACAAGACUCUGAUGACCGACAGCAGCCGGAUGAUGCGAGUUGCCAGCGACACUAGCAGUAAGGACACCAAAGUAGAUUCCAGCACCAGCUGCACCGAUUCGAGCAAGUGCAAGAUGAAGCAAAAGAAAGAUUCCAAGAGUGACAAGAAGGCAGCCUCCGCGACAGCGGCGGCGGCCAAACACAAGAAAGCUGCUGCUGCGGCAGCGGCAGCCGCCGGUAUCAAACUGCCCGGCGCUGAUCAGUAUUCACCGAACGGAGGCAAUUCCUCGUUAGUCAGCUUUCUGUUUCCACCGGGCUCUCCGCAUCUGAAAAAGAAGAGCCUUCCGUCCAUGGUGGUACUCGGGGUGCUGCAGCUGCUGUUCAGCGUAACGCUGGCGGCACUUGGUGGUCUGGUGCUGGCCAGGAACGCCUCACUGGCCAUGGCCGGAACGGGAUUGUGGUGCGGUGCCAUUUCCGGAAUUGCCGGCUCGCUGGGGUUGAUGAACGUCAAGAUGGCCAAGACGGGCUUCCUGGCGGUGAACCUGAUCUGCGUUGCGUCCAGCACGCUCGGCCUGGCCCUAACUGGGAUCGGUGCCGUGCGCGAUGCCAACCUGGCUCAGCAGGAUGAGUCGGUUUGGUUCGCAGUGACAGCAGGUUCGGGACUACUGACGGCGCUGGCGUUGCACUUUCUCGUUAGUGUCUUUUCGGUGUACUACUCGGCGCUGAAGUUAUGCUCCAGACCAUCGCAAAAGUCCCAACUGAUCGAGAACGUCAUCAACAGUAGCUCGCACGGUUCGCAGGCAUUCAUGUCCCAGCAGAAGGUCGAAGACUACAUCAACUCGCUGCAGGUCGAUCCCUCCAUCAAGGAUAUGAUGUACCAGACGAUGCUGAAACGGGGCUACGGUUCCGUUUACGGCGAGAAGCAUCGCUCGGACACGUUCAGCAAUGGUACCGGUGCCGGUUCCCGGCCGGUCAUGCUGGUUCCGGCCUGCGCUGGCAACGGGCUUCAACAGAUGAUGCAGAUGUACCCAUCGUCUCCGCCUCCACCAGGUAGUGGUGGCCCCCCGAUGAUGUUCCCCUCGAACCUGAUGCCACCGGGAGUUCCCCAAUAUCCUCCGAUGUACCCGGACACGGCCAUGCUCGAGGCGCACAUAGCUCGCGUGAACCGGAAACGCUCGGUGCGUUCCAGCUCGGAGCAGGAACAACAGCCACCGGAGGAAGUGGACGAGCGACACCGUCACCGUCACCAUCGAAGCGAAGGUCACCAAAAUCAGGAAAAGACAUUCACCUACACCGGUCUGGAUAGGGAUAUUGCAGACAGCUACCUGGCGAAGGAGGAGGAAAAGCUGAACAGUAGCAGUAUUGUGAGUACUGCCACCGCUGGCGGCGGUGGCGCUGUUGCUACUCUGAAUCGUCCCGGUAAGGAAGGUGGUGAUCGAGCCAACUCGCCACCCCUGACCUAUCAUCACGAUCUGAUGCUGAUCGACCAUCGACACCACUUUGAACGCUACCAGGAUGUGCAAAUGUAACUGCCGAUACACCGGAGAUUGGAGAAGAAAGAAAAAGGAUUCGAGUCUUUGCUAGCACGUAAGUCAUUCAUAGAACGGUAAGGAACAUCUGCUCAAGUUGAUUUUAACGCGACCCAUUACGGAAUUACUUGUGUAUAGAUCUGUGUACAUUUUAUUGUGUUUUAAAUAUAAAACUAUUAAAUUAUUAGAAAGAACAGAGGCUGAAGAUGAUUCAGAAGUCUUCGUCACUCUGGUCUUGCUUGGCGCUCCGCGCCAGGUUGGAGUUUUCCCUCGUCAGCUUGGUCAGACUCUCGUCGUCUUCAUCGUCGUCGUCGUCGUCUUCAUCCGAACGGAGCUCGUCGAUAACUGCAAUAAAACCAAAA
Ochlerotatus camptorhynchus is the source of this 2790-nucleotide messenger RNA. RefSeq lists its product as uncharacterized. The coding region runs from base 596 to 2428 and encodes 610 amino acids. The record is from RefSeq and is a predicted model, not a curated record. NCBI's taxonomy places the organism in Eukaryota, Metazoa, Arthropoda, Insecta, Diptera, Culicidae. The transcript has 5 exons.